CCGCACCCCUUUCCCUCACCCCGGCUCCGUCACCUUCCCGCCCCCCACACUCAGGACAAGAAUGCCCUGUCCGGAACAACCCAGCAGCGCCUAGAUGGCUUUGGUCACGGUCCAGCGGUCGCCUACCCCCAGCACCACCUCCAGCCCUUGCGCCUCGAACUCUCAUUUGGAAGAUAUUGAAUCAGCAGCAUUACUUUGCUGUGAAUGUGAAGAAUCAGAAAUUUUUAGUGGUUCCAAUGAGGCAGAUAGCGGGGAGGAAGAAUGCCGGUCACAGCCCAGGAGCAUCAGUGAGAGCUUUUUAACUGUCAAAGGUGCUGCCCUUUUUCUACCGCGGGGAAAUGGCUCAUCCACACCAAGAAUCAGCCACAGACGGAACAAACAUGCAGGUGAUCUCCAGCAGCAUCUCCAAGCAAUGUUCAUAUUACUCCGCCCAGAAGACAACAUCAGGCUGGCUGUAAGACUGGAAAGUACUUACCAGAAUCGAACACGCUAUAUGGUGGUAGUUUCAACUAAUGGUAGACAAGAUACUGAAGAAAGCAUCGUUCUAGGAAUGGAUUUUUCUUCUAAUGACAGUAGCACUUGUACCAUGGGCUUAGUCCUGCCUCUCUGGAGUGACACCCUAAUUCAUUUGGAUGGUGAUGGUGGGUUCAGCGUGUCAACAGAUAAUAGAGUUCACAUAUUCAAACCUGUAUCUGUGCAGGCAAUGUGGUCUGCUCUACAGAGUUUACACAAGGCUUGUGAAGUAGCCAGAAUGCAUAACUACUACCCAGGCAGCCUUUUUCUCACCUGGGUAAGUUAUUACGAGAGCCAUAUCAACUCGGAUCAAUCCUCAGUCAAUGAAUGGAAUGCUAUGCAGGAUGUGCAGUCCCAUCGGCCUGACUCUCCAGCUCUCUUCACAGACAUACCAACUGAACGAGAACGAACAGAGAGGCUAAUUAAAACCAAAUUAAGGGAGAUUAUGAUGCAGAAGGAUUUGGAGAACAUUACAUCCAAAGAGAUACGAACAGAGUUGGAAAUGCAGAUGGUCUGUAACUUGCGAGAAUUCAAGGAAUUUAUAGAUAAUGAAAUGAUAGUGAUCCUUGGUCAGAUGGAUAGUCCUACACAAAUAUUUGAGCAUGUGUUCCUGGGCUCAGAAUGGAACGCCUCCAACUUAGAGGACUUACAAAACCGAGGGGUACGUUAUAUCUUGAAUGUCACUCGAGAGAUAGAUAACUUCUUCCCAGGAGUCUUUGAGUAUCAUAACAUCCGGGUAUAUGAUGAAGAAGCAACAGAUCUCCUGGCUUACUGGAAUGACACUUAUAAAUUCAUCUCUAAAGCAAAGAAACAUGGAUCUAAAUGCCUUGUGCACUGCAAGAUGGGUGUGAGUCGCUCAGCCUCCACCGUGAUUGCCUAUGCAAUGAAGGAAUAUGGCUGGAAUCUGGACCGAGCCUAUGACUACGUGAAAGAAAGACGAACAGUGACCAAGCCCAACCCCAGCUUCAUGCGACAACUGGAAGAAUACCAGGGGAUCUUGCUGGCAAGCAAACAGCGGCAUAACAAACUCUGGAGAUCUCAUUCAGAUAGCGACCUCUCAGACCACCAUGAACCCAUCUGCAAACCUGGGCUAGAACUCAACAAGAAGGAGAUCACCACCUCAGCAGACCAGAUUGCUGAAGUGAAGACCAUGGAGAGUCACCCACCCAUCCCUCCUGUCUUUGUAGAACAUGUGAUCCCACAAGAUACAAAUCAAAAAGGCCUGUGUACCAAAGAACGAAUGAUCUGCCUGGAGUUUACUUCUAGAGAAUUUCAUGCUGGACAGAUUGAAGAUGAAUUAAACCUAAAUGACAUUAAUGGAUGCUCAUCAGGGUGUUGUCUCAAUGAAUCAAAAUUUCCUCUUGACAACUGCCAUGCAUCCAAAGUCUUAAUCCAACCUGGACAGGCCACUGAAAUAGCCAACAAGUUCCCAGACUUAACAGUAGAAGAUCUGGAGACAGAUGCACUGAAAGCAGACAUGAAUGUCCACUUACUGCCUAUGGAAGAAUUGACAUCCCGACUGAAAGACCUCCCUAUGUCCCCUGAUCCUGAGUCACCAAGCUCCCAGCCCAGUAGCCAGGCUGAAAUCUCAGAUUUCAGUACAGAUCGCAUUGAUUUUUUUAGUGCCCUAGAGAAGUUUGUAGAACUCUCUCAAGAAACCCGGUCUCGAUCUUUUUCCCACUCAAGGAUGGAGGAACUAGGUGGAGGAAGGAGUGAGAGCUGUCGACUAUCAGUGAUAGAAGUAGCCCCAUCCGAAGUGACUAUUGAUGACCAGAGAAGCAGCUCUUUGAGUAAUACUCCCCAUGCAUCUGAAGAAUCUUCAGUGGAUGAGGAACAGUCAAAGGCAAUCUCAGAACUGGUCAGCCCAGACAUCUUCAUGCAGUCUCAUCCAGAAAAUGCAAUUUCAGUCAAAGAAAUCGUCACUGAAAUUGAGUCCAUCAGUCAAGGAGUUGGGCAAAUUCAGAUAAAAGGGGACAUCCUGUCCAACCCAUGCCAUACACCAAAGAAGAGCACCAUCUAUGAACUGCCCCUUGAGAAGACCCAGGCCCCAGAGAACAAACCUGAACCUUUAGAACAAGAUGAGGGUUUCUACACAACCCAGCCUGAACUAGCCAAAGACUCAGGGAAGUACAACCCAGAAAGCUGUCUCCGCACACACUCGUCCACAGCAGACUCGGAAGACGAGGAACCAGUUGAGGGGGAACACGAGCUGUGGGGCCCAGGGAUGCAGUCAGGUGCCAAGUGGUGCUCUGGGUCUGUGAGGCGAGCCACCCUGGAGUUUGAAGAGCGCUUACGGCAGGAGCAGGAGCACCAUGGUACCACCCCUGCAUGUACCUCAUUGUCUACUCGCAAGAAUUCUAAAAAUGAUUCUUCCAUGGCAGACCUGGCACCAAAAGGAAAAAAUGAUGAAUCCACCCCAGAACAUUCAUUUGUCCCCGAGGAACCAGAGAUGAACAAGGGCAAAGGGAAAGGCAGCGGGUCUGAGGCUGGCUUACUUUCCCAUUGUGAGCAGAGUGUCGUCAUUCCAGCACUUGAGCUGUCAGACUAUCACCCCUUGCCAGCUCCCAGGGAGUGCCCAGGGUCAGAUACUAGGACAAAGCAGGAAGGAGUCCCAAAGGAGCAGAGGACUGUAGUUUCAUACCAAGAAUCUGAGACACAGGCCAUCCCUCUUCCUUUUCCUAAGAGGAUAGAAAUCAUUGAGUACACCCACACAGUUACAUCACUUGAUCACACUGGGUCAGGUAGUGAAAUAGCCACCAGUGAAGGGAGUGGGGAACAAGGAUUAAGGAAUGUGAAAGUAGAGAAGUCUGUCACUGUUCUCUGUGCUCUUGAUGAAAAUCUGAACAGGACUCUGGACCCCAACCAGGUUUCUUUGCACCCUCAAGUGCUACCUCUGCCUUGUUCUUCCUCUCCUGAACAUGAUAGACCCACCAACCCAACCUCUAUGAAGAGCACCCCUGAAGACAGGGACAGCAUCCCAUCAACAGCCCUGGAGACAGUAGCACCUUUUGUCAGUUGCACAACCCACAUACCAUCUGCCACCUUGGAUUACCUGCAUCCCCAUACCGUGGUUCACCUGGAAGGCUUCACAGAGCAAAGCAGCACCACAGACAGUGAGCCCUCUACAGAGCAGGUUAGCUGGGAAGAAAGGCAGGAGGAUCCCCUCUCCAGGGGAUAUGAAGUGACCCACAUGGGUUCUCAGUUCAGUAGUGAAGACCUAAGUGUAAUUGGCAAACUCAGUGAUAGCAUUGGGGAGUUACAGAAAAAAACAGACCCAUCACCUGUAGCUUGUCGAUUCCCACAUAGCUCCAGUAGUGAAGAUAUAAAGAAUCUCAGUCACAGCCCUAAUGUGGUAAAGGAGCGUGCUAAAGAAAUUGAGUUGCGAGUGAUUUCCCAGGCAGGGUUCACCAAACCAUCCCAAAUGAGGCGAUCAGCUUCUCUCGCCAAGUUAAGUUACCUGGACCUCUGUAAAGACUAUUUACCAGAGUCCCCUCAUCUCAAAUUGCUUCAGCCUUUCAUCAGAACAGACUCAGGCAUGCAUGCCAUGGAGGCCCAGGAGCUCCAAAAAAAACCAGGUGCCCCCCAGAACCCAGAGCCCACCAAGUAUUUUGUAGAACAACUCAAAACAACAGAGUGUAUUGCACAGAGCAAGCCAGUGGAAAGGCCUCUUGUGCAGUAUGCCAAAGAAUUUGGUUAUAGUCAGCAGUGUUUGCUCCCCAGGGCAGGACUGGAAUUGACUAGUUCUGAAGGAGGCCUUCCUUUGCUACAGACCCAGGGACUGCAGCGUGCAGGCCCAGCUCUAGGGGUGGCUGUGGCAACUCGUCAGCAACAUGGCAGAACUCACCCCCUUAGGAGACUGAAAAGGGCAAAUGAUAAAAAACGGACAACCAACCCCUUCUAUAACACCAUGUGAUUCUGAGCCUACACAUGUGAUUUUCUUAGAGAAAUGUUUGUAAAGGGGCAGGUGUAAUAUGUAAGGAACAUGCACUUUAUUGGUUAAUUUUAUAAUAUUUUGGUCAUAUUACUGUUCCUGGCGCAUGCAGGGUUUGGGUUUUUCUUGGUGUGUAUGUGUAUAUGUGUGUGUGUAGAGAGAGGUUGAUUUGGACGGCAAGACCAUUUCAUCAUUUUUUAUUUUUAAAAAAUUCUCAAACCUCAAAAAAAAGAGCUCAUUUUCAAAGAACACCUUUAUCAAAGGCAAAUUGCUGUUUUUCAAUGAACUGCCACCUGCUUCUCAUUUUGCUGUCAUGCUUGCUUGAUUGAGGGAAGGAAGCAGAUGGGGAGGGUGGCACUGAAGCUGGGAAUUGGAAGUGCUGGCCUAGGCCUUUGCAGUGAUGGUUUCUAGACCUGAGGCAUCAAAUGGGCUGAAGAGCAGCCAGGACAUUACGGUGCCCUCGACCUUCGUCUCCACUGUAACCCUGUGGAGUUCCUGAAGUAGGAACAUUCCACUCUGCUUUAAAAGGAGUCUUCUAGAACCCAUUUCUUCUGAUAUUCCAGAGCAUAUCAGUACAGAAAAGCAUGUUGGCUUUGUAAAUUUACCAAGCAACUAGUUUUUUCCCCCAGAUGGUAAUUUUUGAAAUUAGAUUAAAAAGGAACCUGGAGUGAAAUCCAAGAAGUCUUCUGUAGAGGAGAACAUGAUAAGAGGGAGGAGCAUGAUAAAAGCUAAGGUUGGAGAGGCUGCUGCUGCUGAGUAACUUCUGGCUUGGUACAGUCCAUGCAGCUGAUCACUCUGGCUCCACCUGCCAGGAAGUGUGCUCUGCAGCACCCUCUAACUGAAACAAAGUAGACAAGUUUGAAAAACAGCAAUCAAGUCCAUGUGUUCUUGUAAAAUGAAUAAAUAUGUAGGGUUUUAACCCUUCCAUUACUUGAAUAAUCUAUGGGCCUUUUAGUUUAAUGGCCAUAUUUUUUUCCAAUUUCUUUUCCUCCUCCAUUCUGUUUCCCCUAUCCUGUUUUUUUAAUUUCUUAGAUUAUAUUUGAAUUGUUACAUAUGUAUAACCUCCAUUGAAUGCAGAGUUUUCUAUAUUAUCACUGUUAACACUUGACAUAAGAUUCCCCCCCCUUCUGGAAAGUUUAUCAUUUCUCUAAAGUUUAUACACAGUAUUUAUGUACAUAAUGUCACUUUCUUACAAUGUUUUGUUGUUAAUAUUGUGGGGUCUUUUGAUUCUUUUUAAAGAAGGAGUAGAGUUGCAACUGGAAAACAACACAAAGACACCAGAAAUAAACUUAUAGUUGUUGAUAGGAAUCUGCGCAGUACAUUGAUGGUGGUUUUAAUUGUUUAAAUGGAGACUUUAAUCACCAGCUCCUGCCAAAUGAUGCAUUAGUAACUUCCUCCUUAGAGAAAACCCUAAAGGCUCCCAUUAGAUCACAGUGUGACCGAAGGCUGAUUUCUGUUCGAGACUAAAAUCCCACAAUGUUGUUUGCCAGUAGCAGAAUCACAGCCAGGGAGUAUGUGUUACCCAGAGUGGAAGCUCCUAAUAGAAGCCUGGGCCACAGGCAAGCACCCAUAAUGACUCCAUUUAGGAUAUUGUUGCUUUGCUGCUGUGUGGAGAGCCUUAACACAGGAGCACCUGCCAUAAACAAGCCUCUUUGAGCUUCUUACAGAAAACAUAUUUAGCCUGGAAUAAAAUACCCACCACAGCUCAUCAAAACUGAAAAGGCUUGCAAGUUUGCUUCCUGUUUGCUUUGGUUGAUGUCCACAUUGCUGAGAAUUGGCUGAGUACAAACUUGAGACUUAGGUUUUUGGCUCACGAGAGCCCUGAGAGGAAGAGACAGAUGUACAGACUUCAAGGUGAUGUCAGAGGCCAGAGUUCAGAGGGGGCAGGUGGUAGAAUGACCCAAAGGUCCAGAUAAACUUGACCAAGGCCAUUUGUAGGCGCUCCAGAGGAGCCAUGGACCCAGUUGCCAUAUGGAAGCCAUGGUUGUGUCUGACAUCACUGCCAGGAAGCAGGUUGGACAGCCAGCCCCGUGUGGAAAGUAUCUUGUGAUAUAAUAAUUUUGUGUACCUGUGCUAUCCUUCAGUAGUUCCCUUAUGUGUUAAAAUGUGUCAUCCACGGAGCUUUGUGAUUCCUGGAUAUUUAUGUGUUGUAAAAUAUUUUGUUAGGUGGUAUGUACCAGUGUGAAGAGGCUCACAAGACAGGGUGAUGAAUUCCAGGACUCAUCUGUCUAAACCACCCCGUUUUGUUGAGGCUAUUCCACCACCAAUAAGAUGGGCAAAGGACAAGAAAUUGUGGUGGGGCUGGGAAGGGGGAUGUGCAUGGAGGGUGAGAGUAGCAUCCACAUCCCACACAUUAAGAAGUAAAGCAGUGUGAACAACAUGGCACUGUGCGUGUUUCUCACCUGCCACUGUGUUUAAUGCUCACUCAGUGCAUUAAAUACUAACAAAGUUGGGCAGGAAACCCUCUAAUGCUGUGAAAAAAAAUAAAACUUUAUUUUCAUAAGGAGCAGAAAAACAGUCUUGCUCUGCUUUCCUUUUUUAAUUAUAUUUUUUUAAUAAUUUAACAUACCUACCUAAAUGAACGCCUUCUACACAACCAUGCCAAGGGGUCUUGCCAGCCCUCUCAAACCCCCACACUUGGGUGUUCUUGAGUUAUGUACAUGGUUGAGCAGUGUCAGGUUCAGGGGGCAGUUGAGAACUUUCCAGACUUUCUUUUCUUCAAACUUUUUGAUAAUACUGGGUGGCCGGUCUCCCUUUUCUGUUCAUGGAAAACCCAGACCUGGAACAACAGGUUUGGUAGAUUAAUAGAGAUGAAUGGGAAACCUUGAUCUCUUGUCCAGUGCCUCUCUUUAUCUCUUUCUUUCUUUCUUUCUUUUUUGAAGAUCACCAUAGUCUUUCAAUAACUGGAGGAGUAUGUGUGCAUGUGCAUGCAUAAAAAGAGUUGACAUUUUGGUACAUGGGGUAAAACUCCCCAGGAGGACACAGCUGUAAUCUAGGUAGUUACCUGUGAUCAACAGGAAAGAAAUAACAACCCUUUCUUUUGGAAACAUUUAAUAGUGUACACCACAGUUCUGUAAUAUGGUAGUAUUCCUCCUCCUCCAUUUUACUUGCCUUUCAGAUUCUAUUUAGAACAUCUGUUUGAGAUCAUUCCUAGAAUCUCAGUCUCUGACGCCUCUUUAGUGUUUUCCUGGUUCUGUACCUUUGUCCCAACUUGCAUUUCCUUUUUUCUCAUUUUGGGAACUACCAGAAUCUCUGAGGACAACCUGAGGAUGAUACCUCAGGCUUUAAAGUCCUUCUUGCUCACGGGCCCCAGACAGAUGCUGUCAGGUAGACCUGAAGCUUCCUAUGAGAAGCUUUAGAGACAUAGCAGUUCACAGAAGUUCUUGCCUACUUCUCUGAGGAUAUCACUUCUGAAGUGAUCUAGGCAUGUUUGGUAAAGAUGUUUUGUGGGAGUUGUUUCUUUUUCCUAAGAAAGCAUUAUGCAAAAAGUCACUUUAAAGGGCAUUUUAAAAUAAAGCCAUCUUUGGCUUUUACAGACAACUUUGUGGGUACUUGGUUUACAUUGUAUUAAAAUAUGCAUCAUCAUGUUGACCAUUCAGUCCUGUAGGCACCCAGGCCCCAGCUGUCCUAUGGGUCCUCACAUAAAGCAAUGCCAUGUCAGCCCUUGUGGAUAGGUGGGUAAAACCUGGAGCUGACUUUCAUCUGUGUCCUGCACUCCCGUCCAGCGCUGUCUAUUAAAUAGUCGUCAUUUCUUCAGUGGCAGUGUGUCUUAAUAGUGAUGGUCGUAAUGGUGAAUGACUAGUAUGGUUUUUGUUUAAUAUUGCUUUGCUUUUUGAUAGUAGACAACAUGAAAUUUUAUUUGUUUUAGCACCAUUGCAACUUAUAGCAUUGUGGACUUUGUUUUCCAUUCCAAACUAAAAGAUCAAGGCAUGUAUUAGACAUAAGUGUAUUUGUUGCCUCAACUCACCCAACAUCCAUAUUAGAAAAAGACCUGCCACCAAAGCAGGAAGCUGCACACUCCUAACCUUUCUCCCAGAGAUUGGGGUCCCUUGACGCCAUGGAGAGCUAUUGCAAGGUGCUUCUGUACUUUUCUAGCCUGGAAAUGGAAGAUGACUGAGCCUGGUUUUUGCUAUGAAAAGAAAACCAGCCUCAUCUUCUCAAUGCCCCAGAGAUCUAGGACAGGAUUUCUAAACUGGAAUCAUCCUUAUUAUCUUGAAUAUCCCCCAAGAGGUGUAUGGCUGGUAUUGCCAUCUGUGUCCUCACAGCAACACUGGUGGCAGCAUACUGCAUACACAUGGAGAACUAAUACCCAGCCCUUAACUCAAGCUGGUAACCCAAACUGAAAACUGGGGAACUGGUCCUUAAAUGUUUUCUAAUUAAUAAGGCCACGGAAUUGUUUGAUGUUUAUGUUUUGUUGGAUUUUGGUUUCCUGGCAUUGCUAAAGGUGCCUUUUUUUGUUUGUUUGUUACCAACUUUAUUUUGUAGAAUUUGUUCUAAACAUGGAAAACAAGUCCAGAAGACUCACCCACUGACUGUUACCUUUGCCCAGGCUACCCCAAAAUUUAUGCUCACAUUUUAUUAAAUAAAGCAGGUGCUCCCUGGAAUCUCUGGGACCUUUUUGAGGCAUUUGAAGCAGAAUAUAAAGAGUGGUCUCAUCUCCUUCCUUAAUCUUCCUGGUGUUGGGAUGUUCCACUUGUAUCAUAGAUUUUUUUUUAUUACUGAUGUGCUCCACUGUUUUUAAAUGUGAACUUGUGCGCAAAUGUGCAGAUUCAAUGUUCUUGUUACAGAUUGAAUAAAUUUUUAUUUUGAAGAUGAAA
Messenger RNA from Ictidomys tridecemlineatus (thirteen-lined ground squirrel), 9261 nucleotides. It is a transcript of the gene Ssh2, whose product is annotated as slingshot protein phosphatase 2. Gene Ontology annotation, biological process: negative regulation of actin filament polymerization; protein dephosphorylation. Gene Ontology annotation, molecular function: phosphatase activity; actin binding. The record is from RefSeq and is a predicted model, not a curated record. NCBI's taxonomy places the organism in Eukaryota, Metazoa, Chordata, Mammalia, Rodentia, Sciuridae.